Molecule: messenger RNA, 1816 nt
Organism: Fomitopsis serialis
Lineage: Eukaryota; Fungi; Basidiomycota; Agaricomycetes; Polyporales; Fomitopsidaceae
Exons: 6
Coding region: 217-1605 (462 amino acids)
Source: RefSeq, a predicted model, not a curated record
UCUAUUCGCUAGCGCUUUGACGAUAACUCACUACAGAGCGUACACAUCACGACGUUCUUGGAAAAGCUAACUGUCACCUGCCUGUCCGACCCACCCCCUUCAACGCUCAUCAGUCCUAUUGUGGUCACGGAGCCACCCUUCGCCGUUACCAACACGACUGAUAGGCCAUUCCUCGCACGGCUCACCCUCACAUGGACAGGCAGUGCGAAUGCGCCCAUGGACGUCGAACAUUGGGUCGAUGUAGACCCUUUGCACCUGGGCCAUCCCGUGCUCGGCGACGAGCAAGUUUUUGAUGUCGAACUUGACCGGAACACGCAGCUUUUGCCUGUCAGACAGGAUGCCAGGAAACUGACAUGGAAAGACGAGGACGAGAGUGAUGACGACCGUGACAAAUACGCAGGCGGCGAAAAGAUCAACAAGAGCGCUGACAGUGAUGAACGGGGGUACAGCGUCGUCUUACGAACGCUACUGCAGGACGUGCCUAUUACUGUGCGAGAUGCGCGCUCCCGCAGACUGUCGUCACCAACCUUCGCAUUGGUGCCUACACGGGCUCAGUAUCGAACCCUUGUUCCUGGGCGGCGAAAAGCCAUCGAAAUGAGUCGUGCUCGCGCGCUGCUCGCCGCGUACCGAGAGCACACCGCCUUAGCUGACUCCCCGGCGUCGCCGACUACCCUUAAUGUCGCGAAUGUGUACUUCUGGUUGGAAGAGGAGGGCCUUUUCCCGCGUCAUGCAAUUAGGAGCGAUGUUACCAAACACGACGACCGGCAAGGGAAGGCGACCGAGGCAGAUCAGGUUCCAGAAGCCUACUGCCGCUUCUGUGGUCUCCGCCGGUAUCUCCACCCACUCGGCGUUAAGACGGAGGAUGGCGUACCCAACGACGUGAAGAACUCGUACACCGACACGGCGGCCUGCACCGAGUUCAACGCGCCCCCCGGCGGUGUGCCUUUCUUCGACGUGAAGCGACUGUUGCAGUCAAGUCCCAAUGGAUCAGUCGGAGUUCCGUACGGUCUAUCGGAAGGGUUAUGGACCUCCCUGAACAAGAAUGCGAGGCCGAACAGAAUCCCGGCCUCUACGGAUCUGGUCGCCAUCGCACAUCCGGGGCUUCUCACCACCAUUCGGGAAUUAGCGACGCAAUGGCGUCUAGCCCAUUUGCCGGCACCGAUCGAACCCUCUACCGAGGACGGCCUAGUGUCGCGUGUCCCAGUCAACCGAACGCACCAGGAGCUCCUGGACGACUUGGCGCCGUACGCAAUGCUCUCUGCGGUGGCGGGCUGCAUGGUGCGGCUGCUCGUCCGCAGUGGACUGGACGCGCUUCGGCGCGACGAAUCGGCGCUGCGAAGCCUUGUACGGCAUGAGCGCACAAGAAGGAAGGGUGGAAAGGCCGACACGGGUGGGGCAAGGCGUUUGCUGACGCCUUCCCACAUAUUGCGCGGACUAACGAUACAUGCGGGACGUGGACUACCGGAGAGCGUUGCUCUGGUUUGUCUCGCGAGGCUCGGGGUGGGCAUUCAGGAGGACGGAGAAGGGGUGGUUACCGGCAACGCCCUUGCCCUGCCAACCCCGGACGAGGUGCUGGUGAGUGUAAAGGAGGAAGAGGAUGCGUAGGAAUUGUGCUGCUGAGGUUUGUAUACCUGCGACAGCGGUAUGAUAUGAUGACGCGGGCACGUGAGCGAACGCGAGCAUUUAAUUGAGGACUCCAUGAUCGAGCCAGGCCCAGAUCAGCGAGCCGAUAUGCAUUGAUCGUGGCCGGCCUGGCGGGAUACAUGUGGUCUGCCCAAAACGGAAGUGGGCAGGCUCCCAAGAGCCGGAGGCAGUC